Molecule: messenger RNA, 10228 nt
Organism: Thalassophryne amazonica
Lineage: Eukaryota; Metazoa; Chordata; Actinopteri; Batrachoidiformes; Batrachoididae
Gene: atm
Product: ATM serine/threonine kinase
Exons: 63
Coding region: 132-9386 (3084 amino acids)
Biological process (GO): DNA repair
Molecular function (GO): protein binding; protein serine/threonine kinase activity
Source: RefSeq, a predicted model, not a curated record
CGCGUGUCUCUCAACGCACGUCACGUUGCCAGAGUUGUGGUCUGCCUGCAGUGAAACACUUUAAAUGACAUCUGAAGGUGUAGUGGUACCUAUGUUAAUGGAAGCUGUACCUUCAUCCUCUGUGAAGCACAAUGAGUCUGGCUCUUCAUGAUCUCCUGGUCUGCUGUAGGGGGCUGGAGAAUGACAAAGCUACAGAGAGAAAGAAAGAAGCUGAACAUUUCAGACGCCUCCUUCGCACUCCUGAAACUGUGCAAGAAUUGGACCGUAACUCGGGACCUAGAGCUGCUAAAGGCUCUAAGCAGCUCACAUGGGAUGCUGUUUUCAGGUUUUUGCAGCGUUAUGUCCAGAAGGAGACGGAAAGCAUGCAGUCAAGUAAAGCUAGUGUUACAGCAACGACAUUAGCCACACGGCAGAAGAAGAUGGCGGAAACAUGUAGUCUGAUCAAAUAUUUCAUUCGCUGUGCUAACAAACGGGGUCCUCGUUUGAAGUGCAGUGAGCUGAUGAAGCAUGUGAUGGAGGUACUGCAGAGUUCAUACAGCUGUUCAGCCUAUGGAGAAAGUUAUAGCAGCCUCCUAAUAAAGGACAUCCUCUCUGUCCGCAAGUACUGGUGUGACAUCACGCCCCAACAGUGGCGCAUUCUUUUGGACUUUUACUGUGGCUUGUUCACUUCUUCUUCCAAGUCCAUCAACCGUGUUUUGGUGAGCAGAGUCAUCCACAUGCUGGUGCAGGGCUGCUCCAUGCAGACAGAUGGAUUCAACAACAGUUUAUUUAGCUUCUUCUCCAAAUCAUUGCUUAAUGCCAGGCAGGAGAAACACUUGACUGUUUUGGAACACCUCAUCUCUGCACUCAACAUCUUCUUGAAAUCUGCUGCCAUGAACUGUCGUAUGAGGGCCUGUCGACUUGGAGAGGAGAUUCUGCCUUCUAUACUGUACGUCUGGGCAGAUUUGAGGCCUAGUGCCACUCUGAGGGAAAACAUUAUGAAGUUCUUCAACCUGCAGGUUUGCAUCCACCAUCCCAAAGGAGCCAAGACACAGGACACAGGUGCUCAUGCUGAGGACUGGACGAAGUGGCAGAGUAUGCUGUACAACCUGUAUGAUGCCGUUGUCAGAGAAAUCAGCCACAUAGGCAGCAGAGGGAAGUAUGCUACAGGGACACGACACAUAGCCGUCAAAAACAGCCUUAUCAAGCUCGCAGCCGACAUCUGUCAUCAGCUGUUCAGUGAGGAUGGUGACACCCACAGUUUGGAUGUGAGCCAGGGUCCUGUUAUAGGCACCCAGAUGGGCAGUCCCACUCAUGGAGCUGCCAGCAAGCGUCGACGCGUUGAAUUGAACUGGGAGGUCCUCAGGGACCAUCUGCAACCUCACCAUAGUGACUUUGACAUCAUACCUUGGCUCCAGAUCACUGCUGCAUUAACAUCUAAAUACCCGUCCAUGGUGCCUGACAGUGAGCUGGUGCCACUGCUGUCAGUGCUGUACCAGCUCCUAGGAGGACAGAGAAAAGGAGAGCGCGCACCAUAUGUACUGCGCUGCCUUCAAGAGCUAGCCCGAUGUCAGACCUGCUCCCCAGUGAGGGCUCAGGUCCACGGGACAGAGCUGUGCAGGCUGUGGGGUCGAGUGUGGGCUCUGACACUGCGAGGGGUCAGUUCACCGAACACAGAAGCCCUCAGCCUGGGUCUUCUUGCCUUCAUUGUCCGUGGUGGACUAAUCAGUAUGGACAGAGAGUUCUGGAAGCUGUUCUCUGGUUCAGUGUGCAAACCCUCCCAGAGUGCUGUAUUGUGUCUAGCCCAGGCACUUAUGAAGACUUCUGUUCCUAAGACUCUGAUCCCAAACUCAGACUGGGACCGCCUGGGAGUCCUAGAAGGAUCUGCACUAAUGACUGUAAAGGAGACUCUGAUAGCCUGGCUGCUGAUGACUGAUCAGAGCGAUGAGAUGGAGGAAUGUUCCCGACCUCACCCCAUCAUUUGCAGAGACUUUUCUUUGAAUCUCAUUGCAAUGAUCCUGGUCUCCCUCACUUUAAAAGACACCAAAGCUGGCCUCAAAUUUCUACUCGGUACUAAUGAAGUAGAGAGUACCCUGUCUCAGGAACAAGUGCCUGUCGAUGCAAAAGAGGACCUGGAUGAGCUUGAAAGUCUGCACUUGCAGUUCAGCUUCAACACCGUGCCCUCAGACGUCCGUAGGCCCAACGAGUCUGUCAAGUUGGUAUCAAAUGAUGGUCGAUUUGCUGCUGUCCCUGGUCUUCGAAAUAAGAUGGAGCAAUCUCUGCUUAAUGUGGCUGACAAUUUACUCAACUGCUACUCUCCUGAUUCUCAGUUCACACCUCCAGAAUGUCUGGUGCGCUGUUUCAGUCUGCUGACUGGUGUUCUAGCAGGUCACAUCUCCACUGGCUUCUUUUCUGUGGAGGAGGCAUGUCGCUCGCAGCUCUUCUCUAAAGCCAAGGCUGUGGCCCAGGACUUCAGUGGAUUUAUAUCUAGUGUGAAAGUGAAGAUGACUGAAGAAAGAACAGUGACCACACUGAGGUCCACUGUGAAGCUCUGCACGGAGUCAAUCAGCAGAAGAAACAAAGAUGAUGUUAGUCUGGUCUCUUCCAGUUUGUUCACAAUGGUUCUCCCUGCAAGUCUCCUCAGUAACCUGGCAGAGAUCUGCAAACUGUUGCUAAGUAGUUCAUCCAGAGGAGUCAGUGCAAUAGAUGAAGACAAUGACAUGGAUGAUGACUGGGAUAUGAGCCGAAAUCAACAAGGUGACAUCGACCUGUUUGAUGAUGGCGAAGAGCCUCACAGUAGCACAAAUGGAACCCACAAACAAACCCAAGAGAACACUGAUGCGUCUUGUGGGCCAGGUGCAAAAAGCCUAUUAGAAGAGAAUCAUCUGGCUCACCAGGACCUGGCUUUCCUUACAAUCUUGGAGUUCCUGUGUCACUGCAGCUCUGUCCAGCCUAGCCACAGCCUCCUUUUUAAACCCCAGGAGGUGCGGCGCCGGCUGCUGCUGCUGCUCAACCAGAUUGACUUCAGCAAAGCCCUGCAUCUCAACAUGUAUCUUGUCCUGUUACGGAAGCUACCAUCUGAUGACUCACUUUCUCCAGAAGAGUUUGAUUCGCUGCUUCGACCUCUAUCAGACCUGUGUUUUCAGUACCGUCAGGACCAAGAGAUUUGCGCUGCUGUGCUGCAUUCUUCAUUGCCGUCCAUAAGAACCCUGGGAAGAACCCGACACACACCGGAGGAACUGAGACAUGUACAUGGAACCCUGCUGCAAGUGCUGUCUGGGUUCUGUGUCUUGGGCCAAACUGGGAAAUGCAUGGUGACUGUGCGAGCGGCUUUAGUGCAAUGUCUAGUUGCCCUGCUAGAGGCGGACCCAUGUUGUAAGUGGGCACAUCUAACCCUGAAGGACGAACAACACCCAGUGUCUUCCAUCCUGUCCUCUCACCUAGCAGAUACCCAUCACCAAGUCCGUAUGCUCGUAGCCAUGUCACUGGAGAGGUUGUUUUUGGAGGUCAGAGCAGAGAAUCCAGAUAAGAGAAAAAUGUUGCCACUUAAGCACCAGCAGGCAGCAUUUAAGGCUGUUUACCUGAAGGCUGAAGAGGGAAUGAGGCUCAGAAAAAGCAGCUCUCCAGACCAGCAAGACGAGACAUUUAAUCGCAAAUGCACCCUGUUGAAGAGUUUGUCCAUGGUGUUGUGUUGUAGCCAAGUCUGUGAAAAACAGGCCCUGUUUGCUCUCUUCCAGUCCUACAAAGAGAACAAUAUAGAGGAGCAGCUCAUCAAAAAGGUGUUGUGUAGUGUAUCCAGAGUGCUGGGCUACAAGAAUGUGAAAACAUUUUUAAAUUUUCACCUGUACUAUUUGGUAACUCAGUGGCUGGCAGAGAGACAGUCUGAUGAUCGCUACACUCUUGGAUCUUUCCCCUACACCCUCCUAAACCAUGACACAGUGAAAGAUUUCUAUAACUGUUCCUACCAGGUGCUGAUUCCCCACCUGGUCUUUCUGGAUGACUUUGAGCAAGUGAAGUCUAUUGGCAGGUGUCUCGAGAAAGACUGGAGAGAGUUGUUGGCAGACUGUUUCCCCAAGAUUAUGGUCAACAUCCUGCCAUACUUUGCUUUGCCUGCUCAGGAUCCACAAGUGGCACAGCAGAGAGAAACGGCCCACAGGGUGUAUGAUGUGCUUAAAGAUACCAACUGUCUAGGUAAACAGCAAAUUGACAGCCUGAUCCACAGUAAUCUAGCAGACAUUGUGGUGGAGCUGCUGUUGACACUGUACGAAGGAAGUGGUGAUGAAGGGGACAAAGACCUGAAAAAAUUUUUAGGAGAACUGGAUCCUGUACCAAACCCACCUUACUUUAGCUCCAGUGUCAUCAAAGCCACUCUGGACUAUCUCACCAAGUGCCACAGUGCCAACCAUAAGUCAGUGGUUGCCAUUCUGUCAAAAACCCCGAUUUCUAUCCAGAGGAUUCUUCUGGCUUUGUGUGAGAGGGCAGCAGAGACAACCAAUGGCUAUGAAUGUCAUCGUAUCCUCCUCAUGUAUCAUCUUUUUGUCAGCUUGCUGCUCAGAGAGGUGAAGGACGGUUUGGGAGGAGCCUGGGCUUUUGUGCUUCGAGAUGUCAUCUACACACUUAUUCACUAUAUCAACAGCAGACCACUUCACUGUGAUGAGGUUUCUAACCGAAGCCUCUCUUUGUGCUGUGACCUUUUGAUCACAGUCUGUCAGGUGGCCUUACAGUUCUGUGAUGACGCUCUGGACUGCCACCUCCAGGUCAUCACUGGCACUCUCAUAGCUCAAGUACCAAUCCGGCCAAUCAUCUCCCAUCAGGUGUUCAGUCUGCUGCAGUUUCUUGUGAUAGAGAAUCAGCAGAAUUUGAAGGAUGCCAUUUGUCGGCUGGAACCAUUCCCUGAUCAGCUUGAAUUUAGAGAACUGCGAUCUGCACAACAUAUGAUCAAAUACAACAACCGGACCUUUUCACUAUGGCAGGAGAUAGCCCACUUCCUCUCAGUGACAUCCUGUGACUCUUUACCUCUGAUCAGACUGGAAGGGCUGAAGCAACUGACCAGACAGCUGCAUGACAACAAAGCACAGAUUAAAGAUCUGCUUAAAGAGUGUCAUGCUGAUCCCACUGAGAGUGUGCUAGUGAAGCUGAUUCUCACUCUGCUGCAACUCUGUAAGCUGGCAGUAAACCACCCUGGAGGAACAGAGAUUUUGGAGGCUGUGGGGAGCUGUGUGGGAGAGUUGGGGCCAGUGGAUUUCUCCACCAUUGCCUUACUCCAUGGAAGAGACCCUCUCUAUGAAAAAGCAGUUAGUCUCUUCACCUCGAGCGAGUCACAGUGCCUUUACAUCAUUCUCAACUGCGUCAAUGAUGCACUCACUCAUAACAGCAUUGAGGUGAAACAAGCAGCAGUUCAGAGUGUGAAGGAUAUUCUCGCCACUCAGUCUGGAGUAGACUUCUGGGAGCAACACAAAAACAACAGAGAUCCAAUGAUGGCAUACUUAAACCCCUUUAGAAAAGCCAAGAAUUUGGAGACUGUUGUGAGUACAAAAGAGACCUCCGAGGCCCGGGGUAGACUGGAGAGCCAGGAGUUUUGGAUUCCUAAGGCAGGAGGCCACAAAGCCUGGCUGAAGGCUUUGUGCACUGUGCUGUUGGACAGCGGAGUGGUCAGAAGUGAAGCUCUGCUGCUUUCAAGACCAUUGUGUCUGGUCACAGAGGACUGUUGUCAAAGGUUGCUGCCUCUCAUUAUCCACUCCAUCCUGCUGGAUGACUCAGAUGGCUCAUGGAGGGAGUUGCUCUCAUCGCACAUUCAGGACUUCUUCACUUUUUGUUCCAGAAGUGUUCAGGCCUCCAGUCGCUCUGCUACACCACUUGCCUAUGACUCUGAAUCAGACACUGCUUGCCAUGGAUUAUACAAUAAGGCCUCUCUACGUACCAUGCUGGCAGUUAUUGACUAUUUAAGGCACCAGCAGAGACCACUGGAGUACAAUAGUUCCUCAUGUGGAACAGUGUGCCACUCAAAUUUCUGGCUUGAAUUGAACUACCUGGUGGUCGCCAAAGCUGCUCAGUCCUGCUCAGCACACUUCACCGCUCUCCUCUACACUGAGAUUUAUGUUGAUAAGAUCAAAGCUAACAUGGAGGAAAGUCGCAGAACCAAGUCCAGAGCGACUCGCAAAAUCAAUUUUGAAGAUAACAGCCAGAACUUCACCAUCUCUAGCAUGACAGAAAAGAGCAUGGAAGACGCAAAUAUCAAUCUGCAGGAGCUGCUGAUUGAGGUGUACCGGAGUAUAGGUGAGCCUGACAGUCUUUAUGGCUGCGGUGGGGAGACUAUGACCAGUCCACUGACCAGAAUUAGAACAUACGAGCAUGAAGCAUUGUGGGGGAAAGCCCUGACCUCAUAUGACCUUCACUCAACUUUGCCUGAGGUCACUCGACAAGUGGGAAUUGUAGAGGGCUUGCAGAACUUUGGUCUGAGCAGCAUCCUUACCACCUACAUCAGAGGUCUUGAGAGUGACGGGGUAGAGUGGGGCUCUGAGCUGAGAGAGCUCCGUUUCCAGGCAGCCUGGAGGAAUACGCAGUGGGACUGUGACCUUUCAGAGGGUGAGAAAUCCAAACCUGGCUUCAAUGAAUCUCUGUUUUGUGCACUGCAAGCCUUGAGGGACAAAGAAUUCUCCAUAUUUGAUGAAACUCUGACACAGGCCAGAUGUGCAGAGGUGGAAGAGCUGUGCAGAGGCAGUCUAGAGGCUGUGUCCUCUCUGUACCCGGCCCUCAGGAAUCUCCAGAGCAUAAGGGAACUGGAGAGUGUCAAGCAGCUUUUCUCCAGGCCCUUCUCAGAGGUGACCCUGAGGGAUGUGUGCAGUCAGUGGAAGCAGCAUUCCAAGCUGUUGUCCAACAGUGACUUUUCUUUUUUGGAGCCCAUUCUGGCUAUCCGUUCAGUAGCACUACUCACCUUGAUGUCCAGGUUGGAAGACUCUGACAGCACCACGUACCUCAGCUCUAUACUCACUGAUCACCUCAUGGAGCUUUGUCGACUGGCUCGAAAAGCUGGGAAUACACAGUUGGCAGAGCGGGCAGUCUUCCAAAUGAAGCAACACUGUACCAGAGGGUCCUCAGUGUCAUCCACUGUGUCGUCAUGGCAACUGGAGGAGGCCCAAGUGUUCUGGGCAAAGAGAGAACAGGGACUGGCCCUGGGCUUGCUGAGGCAGAUGAUACACAACCUGGAGGAGCAGGUGGACUUUAAUCCUGCUCUGGCUCCUGUCUACACUGAGUGCCUCAGGCUGUGUGGUACCUGGCUGGCUGAGACCUGCCUAGAAAGUCCUGGAGUUAUACUGGAAAAGUACCUGGAGAGGGCGGCGGAGGUGAUCGAGAGUGAAUCUGGAAUGCAAGACUCCAGGCUGCAAAGCCAACGCACUGAAGCCUUCCUGUUUCUGGCUCGCUUCUCAGACGCUCAGUACCAGAGCAUCGACAAGUACAUGAAGUCCUCUGAGUUUGAGAACAAACAAGCCUUGCUUCAGAAUGCCAAAGAAGAAGUGGACUUAAUGAGGGAGCAGAAAGUGACAUCUAACAGAUACACAGUAAAGGUUCAGCGAGAGCUAGAGCUGGAUGAGAAGGCCCUCUCCAACCUGCAGGCAGACAGACAGCGUUUUCUUUGCAAGGCAGUGGAAAAUUACAUUGAGUGUUUGGCACAAGGUGAAGAACACGACACUUGGGUGUUCCGCCUGGCUUCACUUUGGCUGGAGAAUGCAGAUGUUAAGCCUGUAAAUAACAUGAUGAAGAAAGGGGUGAAGCAGAUUCCUUCCUACAAGUUCCUGCCUCUGAUGUAUCAGCUUGCGGCACGCAUGGGAACCAAGCUGGCACCUGAUGUGGCUGAGGGUGUGGCUUUCAGUGAUGUCCUUAAUGAACUCAUCCUCAGGUCAUCUCUGGAGCACCCACACCAUACCCUUUUCAUCAUCUUUGCCCUGGUGAACGCUAACAAAGACGAGGACAUUUGCAGAACCCGGCCGUCGAAGAGCACUCCUCGCCAGCCCACACAGUUAGACCUGGAACGUUCAGAUGUGGCACAGAAGAUCAUUAGUGCAAUCAGAAAAAAGAGAGGCCAGAUGAUCCGAGGGAUUGAGCGUCUGUGUGAUGCCUACAUCACUUUGGCCAAUAUGGAUGCCUCAAGACACAAAAAUGAGAAGAAGGCCAUUCCUAUUCCUGCUGAUCAGCCCAUUAUGGAAAUCAAAGACCUGGAUCAGGUUGUUAUCCCCACAGUGGAAAUCAAGGUAGAUCCAUCUGGUAGUUAUGACCAUCUGGUGACUGUCAAGUCUUUCAUGCCCCAAUAUCAUCUGGCUGGAGGAGUCAACCUGCCAAAGAUCAUCGAUUGCAUUGGCUCUGAUGGCAAAAGCAGAAGACAGCUGGUCAAGGGUAAGGAUGACUUGCGACAGGAUGCUGUGAUGCAGCAGGUUUUCAGCAUGUGUUCAAUGCUACUGCAGCGUAACACAGACACUCGCAAGCGGAAACUCAACAUCAGGCGAUACAAGGUGGUGCCUUUCUCCCAGCGUAGUGGCGUUUUGGAGUGGUGUUCUGGCACUAUUCCCAUCGGAGAGUUUCUGACUGAUGUCACUAAAGGAGCCCACAAGCGCUUCCGUCCUCAAGACUGGACUUCCCUCACCUGCCGCAGGAAGAUGAUGGAAGCACAAAGUUUCAGUGAGAAGCUCCAGGCAUACAGCGAAGUGUGCAAGAACUUCAGGCCCGUCUUCAGGUAUUUCUGCAUGGAACGGUUCAUGGAUCCUGCGGUGUGGAUGGAGAAACGGCUGGCUUACACCCGCAGUGUGGCCACCUCCUCUAUUGUUGGAUACAUUGUUGGUCUGGGUGACAGACACAUCCAGAACAUUCUGAUUGAUGAGCAGACUGCUGAGCUAGUACACAUUGAUUUAGGUGUGGCCUUUGAGCAGGGGAAGAUCCUCCCUACCCCGGAGACUGUUCCCUUCAGAUUGUCCAGAGACAUUGUGGACGGAAUGGGCAUUACUGGAGUGGAAGGAGUUUUUAGGAGAUGUUGCGAGAAGACCAUGGAAAUGAUGAGGAGCUCUCAAGAAGCUCUUCUGACGAUUGUACAGGUGCUGCUCUACGACCCUUUGUUCGACUGGACCAUGAACCCUCUGAAGGCCUUCUACUUGCAGCACGAUGAGCAACACGAGCUCAACGCAACUAUCAGCUCUACUCUGGGAGGAGACGAUAUGGACAACAACCGUAAAUCCAGCGACAGUCAGAGUGUCAACAAGGUGGCAGAGCGAGUGCUGCUGCGGCUUCAGGAGAAGCUGAAGGGGGUGGAGGAAGGCACAGUGCUCAGUGUGGGGGGGCAGGUCAACUUGCUAAUCCAGCAGGCCAUGGACUCCAAAAACCUGAGCAGACUGUUCCCAGGCUGGCAGGCCUGGGUGUAGAAGAAGAAACCCAACAAUAGCCAGCAUGCUGGUCUUUGCUUGUGCUGUUACAGAGUCAUGCCAAAGAUAGUGGCCAGCUGAAAAAUAAUGCUGUCUGUCAUGAUGCAUGGAUGCACAAUAUCAGCACUCAAACUGCUCAGACCCAAACAGGCUUUAGUAUAUAAACACUGUGAUCAUUUAGGGUGUCAUACGUCCUUUAACUGUACUUUUUGUCCACCAGUUUAUUCGACCACUUUACCACCAAUUUAUCCUUUUAAAACAUAGUAAUUUCAGAUGUUUUAACACAAUUCGGAAGAUUACUUGGAGCAUUUCUUGUAAAUUACUUGACGAUAUUGUCUUUUGUGUGUGUGUGUGUGUGUGUGUGUGUGUGUGUGUGCGUGCGCGCGUGCACUUGCUUGUUCAUAUGCGGAUCCUGAAUAUUUUUAUGAAAGGACAAGAAUCGGCCCCUAGUUUUGAUGUAGAGACUGGUGAGUCACAUUAUUGGUGUUGAAUGUGUGAAAGGGAUCAGUUAUUGUUAAAUCAAUACUCAAAUCUGUUUUUAUGUGGAUCAAAUACUGCACGUAUAAUGAAUGUAGGCACACCUAUAAGCAAAGUGCACUCGAAAUGCCAUUGAAUGUCUUUUGUUUGAUAUUUUUUCCUUUGAGUCCUUUCUGAUAUGAGUUGCUUUCUUACUUGUAGCUUUCAGCUGUUAAUAUUUUGUAAGAUUUAUAGAUUAGUUUGGGGACACAGAGUUGGAUGACGGUUGUACAGUUUUCAGCUUCAUCCUGUUUUGUAUUUUUUACUAGUUUGGAUAUUUUAACUGAUUGCUGUGUCACUAAAUAAAAAUUAUAGUUGUACAAAUC